UUUGCGCGAAAUAAUAUUGUCAAGCUGCACAAUUCACUGAGCUGUCAUAGACCGCGUGUAGACGAAAGGGAUUUUCUUCGGCGAUAUUAACUCUCUACACAUAAAGAUCUGUAUUUCUGAAGAUACCUUCAUUGAGAAAUCUACUUAAUACUGCUUGCUGCAGCUGUUGAGAUACCAAGAAGUAUUAACAGACGUCCUUGGAGUCCUCUUUAUGGGGAACAACUCCAGUAAGAGGCGGUCCCACAAUAAACCCAGCAGCUCUGAACAGUCACUUAGCGGUGGAAGGAAGCGUUCACUCAAGCCAGAUCUGGCUACUCAAGAAGCAGAGAAGUUUGUUGGAGAGGAAGACAACAAGCCCCCUCAUCGUGUCAAUGAGGAGACGAAAGAAAGACUGCUGAAUCCACCAGGCUCCAAGGGCCUGUCUGAUGCUUACAUGCAGAAAUCAGCUGAUGGUAAAGGAAGCAGGGGGUCAGGUUAUGAAAUGAAAGCCGAACACCGAGAAGAAGAGGCUAGCUACGUUGAAAUAUCCCAGGUGGAGUUAUCUGGAGAGAGAGACGAACCAAGGCCAGAGCGAGACAGAUUCCGAGGCAGCUACAGACGUAGUGGCAAGUUUAAAAAAAUCAUGUCCUCCCUAUCUCCGCAAGAAGCGACUGCCGCGUCAGCGAAUGAAGGCAAGAUGGAGAGUACUAUUCUUCUGGCUAAUGACGUCAUCCGAAGAAUGCAGGAGGAGGAUGCUGAAAGGGUUGUAGAAGCCACACAACAGCUGUAUCGUAUGGUGGAUGAUGCCUGGAGCACGCCCAAGUAUGGCCGGGACCUGGCCUGUAGUAUUAGUGACAAUCUACGCACUGAAGGAGGAUUGGACAUUCUAUUGAAGAACUGCAAGUCAGAUGACAAGGCAUUGCAGGUCAAUUCUGCAAGGCUCCUGGAACAGGUCAUGACGGCUGAUAAUCGGGACUAUGUAGUGAAGCAUGGGCUAGAUUCCGUUGUAAAGCUGGCUUGUUCCCGCAAGGAGCCAACCUUACUUCAAAUCGGGAUGGGUCUGUUGGAGAAUCUGUUCAAGCAUUCUGAAGAGACCUGCGCAAAGGUGAUUGAUUGGGGUGGAUUGACGGCUGUCGUUUACACCUGCCGCAUGAGCGAUAAUAUCACUCUGCGACACUGUGCGGCUGCCCUGGCAAACUGUGCUAUGUACGGGGGACCAGCUAACCAGCAGAAGAUGGUUGAUCAGCGUGCCUCCGAGUGGCUGUUUCCGUUGGCUAAUAGCAGCGAUCACAGCAUCCGCUACUACGCCUGUCUAGCCGUGGCGGUUCUGUCAGCUAAUCAGGAUGUGGAGAAGUGUGUUGUGAACUCGGGCACGCUUGAUCUUGUAGAGCCCUUUGUAACAACCCAUGACCCCCUGACCUUUGGUAAAAGUGACAAGGCGCACUCCCAGGGGCGUUCUGAGCAGUGGUUACAGCGCUUGAUGCCGCUGCUGGAUAGCACAAGGAGAGAGGCGCAAUGUCUUGCCGCGUUUCAUUUUGCUAUGGAGGCCGCCAUCAAGAAGGAGCAAGGCAGGACCAAGAUUUUUCACGAGAUUAUGGUCAUUCCUGCCCUGCGUCGCGUAGCCUCUUCCAACAACGAGAUAGCAUCCAAGUUGUGCAUUCAAGCCCUACGUACCAUCGGCGAAGACAUCCCUGCCAAGCUCUCCUUCAACAUCUCUUGCUGGACGGUCAAGGAGGUCCAAAUGUGGGUCAAGAACAUUGGCUUUGCACAGUUCUGCCCGGCAUUUGAACGCCACAGGGUGGAUGGGGACCUGUUGUUGACCAUAACGGAAGAAGAACUCAUCCGAGAUAUUGAGAUGGAGAGUAGUCUGCUGAAGCGAAGGUUCGUACGUGAGCUAGCUCGUCUAAAGUCCAAUUCCAACAGCGGCGAUCGGGAGCUUGGCGAGUGGCUGAAACGCCUGGGGCCAGAGUAUCCUCAGUACACCCAUAACCUGGUGCAUUGUGGGAUUGAUUUCAGCCUCUUGCCAUUUAUCACCGAUGACCAUCUGAAGACUGAUGCAGGCAUUACCAACGGAGUCCACCGUAUGAAGAUACUCUGGGCAAUUAGACCACAAGGGCUGAAACUGUUGAAGCAAAGCCUGAAACCAAGUACUCCUGAUGCUAACAUCCAAACCGGUACCUUCCCUUGGCUGAAGGAACUACCACGGAAAUCACUAGAUACUGGUGUGGACAAAUUCCCUAAAGUGUUUGACAGCCCGACUCACACACCUGUUCCCAUCCCUGCCAUUGUUGCUGACCAGCCUGACAAUCGUAACAAUCCCAAGUUCCUGGAUGUUUUCAUCAGCUACAGGAGGGCUACUGGAUCCCUCCUAGCAAGUUUGCUGAAGGUUCACCUUCAGUUGAGAGGGUUCAGUGUUUUCAUUGAUGUUGAGAAGCUUGAAGCCGGUAAAUUUGACAACAAUCUGCUGAAGAGUGUACGGCAUGCCCGCAACUUUGUCUUGGUUCUGUCAUCAGGAUGUCUAGACCGUUGCUUUGAAGACAAUGAGCGAAAGGACUGGGUGCAUAGGGAAAUAGUUGCGGCGAUAGAUAGUAAGUGUAACAUUGUACCCGUCCUGGAUAACUUCAGAUGGCCUAAACCUGAGCAACUCCCGGAAGAUAUGAGGAACAUUAUCUUCUUCAAUGGCAUCAAGUGGAUUCAUGACUACCAGGAUGCCUGCAUUGACAAGCUGGAACGAUUCCUUCUGGGUGAGGAAAACUUAGGCCAUCUAGACCUGGACCGCCUGGCUAAGGAAGGACACAGCAUGCAGGGGUCUAGGAAGAUCAGUCGCGACACCAAAGACAGCACCGGCAGCAGUGUAUCUUAAGAAUCCAAAGAAGGGGACUGUACACUCCCCCGCAGUAUAGCAAUCCCAGGAUUUGUCUGGGUGUGGGCAUUUCUGCGAUGAUCAGAUUAUCCAAGCUGUUAUUCCGCCUUAGAGAGCUUAAUGAGCUCCUUCAGUGAUUGUAUAUUGAAAUAUUAUGCUGUUUAUCAGGCAUGCUAGAUUUCAAACCAACCUGAUGAGGAUAUCCUGAUAUGUGGUGAACAAUUCAAAGGUGUAUUAUGUGGUAAUAAGUAGUGUACGUGUUCUACAUAACCCCCGAGGACCGACACACAGUUGGGUCUUUUGUUGGAAACGGUCCUCUGUAGUAAGUUUGUGUGAUUUGUCCAUGGGAGAGUGUGGGAAACACAAAGCAUUGCCCUCUUGAGUAUAGUAAAACAAGAGUGUGUGUACAUGUAUUGCUUUGUGAUAAAUGACAGACACACAAAGGGAGAACAAAAGAUCCUCUCAGUCCUCGAGCAUUGGGUCUUUUGUUGAAAACGGUCCUCGAUCAUACGGUUAUGUGCUUAGUCUAUAGAAAUGUCUCAUAUUACAGGGACACGGGGAAACACAAAGCAUUGUCCUUUGGUGUAUAGAAAUUCACGACUGUGUGUUGCUGUUUGCACUUUGCAAAAAUUCAAAUUUUACCUGUUUAUUUGUACAAGUCUGCUAUCUUUUGAUCUUGCCUCUGAAAUCCAUUCUUUAUCUCCAUUUAUUCUUUGUGUAAAGACUUGUGCUGAAGAGAAGCUUUAGCAUAGCGAAAAGUUGACUGCUUGUACCUUUGUUCAUUUGGGGUUGUUACCCCAAAAAACCUCCAAGUCCGUCCCAAGUUAAAACAAAGCAAAAACAGUUAAAUCUAUCUCCUAUAAUAGAAUACAAGUUCUUCUUCCUAAUUCAUUCAUUUUCAUGAUGACUUGAUGAGUUGGGCCCAACUGUCCCUGUCGAGCAUAGUGUUGGUAAGAGAUGGACCACGCAGACCAGUUUCUAGCUCGAUGGAUGUUUUCAGGGUCAUGUUGGGACGAAUUUUUCGUCGAGGGGCAUCAGGAUUCAAGAGGACAACUUGACUAGCUGGCUCAUUAUGUUGAUAAACGUGACCGGCUAGCCGAAGGUGACACUGUCUGAUGGUGGUGGAGAUAGGGGGAAGGGCACCAUAUAGAACAGAGUUAGGGAGAUGUUGUUCAAGUUAGCAAAGCUUUUCUACUUACAGCACAGAAUAGUCUUGAGGUUGGUUGGUUGGUUCACAUUACACUAACCAAAGGGUAAUUUAAUUUUGGGAGAGAUUUUCUGGUUAUUUGUUCACCUACCGGUAUUUUCCUUGUACAUGUACAUUGUACAUUAACAUUUUAACAUGUAUGCUGUUUUAAGACUUACAUGUACAGAAGUGCCACAUUAAGUGGGCCAUCGACUUGCAAAAAGUCAUAUUGUACUACAUGGACUUGUAUACAUAAGAUACCUGAGUGUAGUAUUUUGUUGUUCAUUUAGCAGUAAUAUCGGGCACUUAGUCAAAUGAAAAGAAAAAUUACAUGUAUUCACUGCUGUACUUUUCAACUACGUUUAAAAAAAUAUAUAUUGAAGACACUACAUGUACUUGUAUUUGUUCAAAAACCUUAUUUUGCUGUCCACUCCGAUACGUCCAAAACAGUGCAUGGCAUAUGUUAUAAGAUGUGAAUGCCAAAAACACACUGAAUAUUUUAACAUGCUAAAAGCUUUCCUGGCAUACUUUGCGUUUAUUUUAAUACAUUCCAGUUUACUAAAAGAAGUACUUUCUUUGUUCAAAUAAUAGACAAAUAAUCACGAUCAGGUGAUAACAGCUGACAUAGAAAAGACAAUCAUUGCAGUUUAAUUUUCUUAAUUUUAUGUUUUGACAAUGGAAGAUUGUGUGUGCAAAUUCAUUAACUGAUAUAUUCCUUUUAUUGCUUUUUCACACUGAAAUAUUUUUAAGUCAUACAUGUAAUCAAAGAUAACAUAUUUGUGUAAAAAAGUGCAAUUAUUUAACCGUAGAUGUACAGUAUAGUUUCGCAAAAGUGUAGGUUACAAUAAUUCGUGAUCAUGAGUCCUCAUUCUCCAACAAGAACAUAAUUUCGUAGAGAUGAUAUUAACCAUAAAAGGACCAUCUCUCAGCUGCGCCGGUGGACAAAAAAUUAUGAAACUCGGUACAUGCAUAGAACAAGUUAUCAUGAACAUACCCAAGACAUUUCAUGUCUAUAGGUCAAAGGUUUUGGAAUUAUGGCUAAUUAAUUAUUCAUAUGCACGAAUGGUAACUCUACUUCGUGUACACUACGUUUAUUGGGGAAAUUCAGUUUUCGUGGCGUGUAGCACCGGAAAAGUUUGCUGCGCGGCAACCCGUUUUCCGAAUUGUAUGUUUCUGGUAUCAAAAGAUGGGCAGACUCGAGGCUAAAAAGUCGGAACAGCUGGGGUUCUGAAAAAUUUUCAAGGCAAUCGUGGAAAAAGUAUAGGGGUAGCCCUUUUAGGGUUAAUGCUGAUGCGCUAAAAAAAAGACCCAUGCAUCAAUAUUUGAUUUGAGCCAGAUCUUGCCUGCUCCUGUUGGGGAUAUUUUGAGAUAUUUGUACCCAUAUAUUGUUAACCUAGAUUUUGUCAACUUUAAACUGAUGGUAAAAGUUUCUAAAAGUUUUACCCGAUAUAAAUGGACCAAGUUUAUUAAAAUAUUUGCAAUUGAUUUUUACUGCUGCUUUGAAUUAUCUUUUCCAGGAACAAAUUUUGUAUUUUAUGUUGAAUUCAUUUCAUUAAUCUAUUAUUAAGUAUUUCUUUUCCAUAUUAAUUAUAGACUCGAGUCAUUAUGAUGGUGACUUUGCAUAGGCCCCAGCAGCAUUGAAUAGCUGUAACAUGUAUCAAAUGCUGUGUUAAAUUGCAAUCUCAGUUGAAACAAAAAUAAACCCUCCCAGAAUUCAUAUUUAAAAUGUGGAGAGAUUCCAUAACGUGAGAAACGCCAUUUUGUUAAGAAUUCCACCAUUUCCUGGCUGCUCUAAGUCAGUUUAGACAGGAUUUAGAUAGUUGAGCUCAAUUUCAGAAGAAAACAAAGCGAAAAAUGAAUUUCAGAAACAGUUAUUAUACUAUUGUUAUUGUUUAGCCCCUAACAGUCCCAAAUCCUCCAAUUUUAAUACGAUUUUGCAUACCCCCUAGGGAGUUAGGGUUGCAUGGUUUCAAAAUCAUGGGAAUGUUUUGAAAUUAUUUUUUCCAAAUGGCUAUACCGUCUUUUGGAAAUAAAGUAUUCAUGUGCAGUUUUGCAAAAUUCACAACUAUUCAUUUUUAUUGGUGCAUAUACGUAAGUUUGAACGAUGUGGUUUUGUGUUUUAGAUAGCCAGCAAUGUAAUAUCAAGAACUAGUUUUGUGC
This is a messenger RNA of Patiria miniata (bat star), 6188 nucleotides long. RefSeq names its product NAD(+) hydrolase SARM1-like (gene sarm1). The coding region runs from base 212 to 2842 and encodes 876 amino acids. NCBI's taxonomy places the organism in Eukaryota, Metazoa, Echinodermata, Asteroidea, Valvatida, Asterinidae. The record is from RefSeq and is a predicted model, not a curated record. Gene Ontology annotation, molecular function: protein binding; signaling adaptor activity; NAD+ nucleosidase activity. Gene Ontology annotation, biological process: response to axon injury; signal transduction; negative regulation of MyD88-independent toll-like receptor signaling pathway. The transcript is spliced from 9 exons. Gene Ontology annotation, cellular component: dendrite.